AGCUUUUACUCCCCCCUCAGUUCUCCACGCACACACACACACACACACACACACACACACACACACACACACACACACGUUGGUCAAUGGCCCUGCGUGUGCGGAAAUGAGCUCUGGGAGUGAGUCACCUGAGAGACUGAAGAGGCUGAGCUGAACUGAGUGGGCCCGCUGGACACGGUGGCCAUUUUACAGUGACUAUCAGUUCCUGUUCCCUACAAACAGCCUCUCCAAGUCCAUCUGCCUGACCAGAGACACAAGUUGGGGUCUAAAAGUUUCUCCCUCUCCAUGCCUCAUAAGGACUGCGUGAUUAUCUCUUUCUCAAUGGAUCACCCAGAUCAGCCUUGAAGAUCAACCUCUUCAGCCCGAUCAGCAUGAAAAGCUGGAGCAUUAAAUUCAAGAGACAGGGGCCUGACAGUGUGCUCGGGUCCUCCUCUAUUAAGAGGAACUCCAUUAGUGAUCCACCAGUGCCUGUGUGGGUUACUCACACACCCACACCAGAUAACAUCUCAGAUGAUGGUGUUUCAAAUGCCAAAGGCUGCACAUCCAACACAUCCACGUUGUAUGCAGAAAAGGAGGGGCAAAAUGGGAGCGUGAAGGACAGGCUGAAAUCCCUCAUCCUUCAGUCAUGGGGGGGCAUCAUCUAUAAAUGGAGAAAGGAAAAUGACAGUUUGAAUGCCUCUGAAGUCAGCACCAGUAAGAUCCAGAUCCUUCCUAAUGGGACCAGAGUGAGCCCUCCUGUAAGUCCCCUGCUGGAGCGCAGGAACUGGGGGGAAUCACUUGGCAACUCGAGCCAGAACUCCCAUAAGCCCUUGUUAAGAGAGAGCGCUUCUGACAAUCUGUUUGAUCAGGUCCCGCGAGAGGAAUCUCUCCUGACCAGUAUCCACCCUGCAGAGUACUACGCCGAGAAGCUGGAGGUUUAUAACCUGAAGUACUCUUAUUUGAAAUCCUGGCCAGGGUUGCUCAGACUUCUUGCCGGACUUCAGCUCCUUUUUGGGGGCAUGGUCUUAGCCUGUGUCAUCUCCUACGUACACAAAGACAGUGAGUGGUCCAACAGCUACGGAAUCUAUAACGGUGCAUACAACAAUGGGCUAGGCAUGUCUGGGUACAGCUACAGAGGCCCAAUGACUCCCUUCAUACUGGCAGUGGCCGGGCUCUCCUGGAUUAUAACCUUCAUGCUCUUAGUGAUAGGAAUGACAAUGUAUUAUCGGACCAUACUCCUUGACGCCCCCUGGUGGCCUCUGACAGAGGGCUUCAUCAACGUGGCGCUGUUCCUGCUCUACAUGGCAGCGGGGAUUGUAUAUCUGAAUGACUUGAACCGUGGGGGACUGUGCUACACAACAAUAGGCGUUAAUCCCAUAAUGGCCAAUCUGUGUCGGGUUGAUGGGGGCCAGAUGGCGGGAACAGCUUUCAUAUUCAUCAACAUGGCAAUGUAUCUGGGAAGCUUCCUGGUGUGUCUGAAGAUGUGGAGGCAUGAGGCUGCACGUAGGGAGCGGGAGUACUUUGAGAGCAAGCCCCGGGAGGAGUUUCACCAGUCCAUCCCAAUCACUCCUGUAAAAACAAAGCACAUAUCCUUCAAAGAUGAAAACAAUCAAGAUGACUUCAAUCCAAAUGCACUUACCGCUGAGGUCCAUCAGAACCCAGUCAGCCUGAGCAGAGCCCCAGCGCCUGAACAUAACCCCAAAUUACACAUCAUCGCAGACUACAUCAAAAAGUACCCGCAGAUCAACUGUUUGGAAGACAGGGAAAAGUACAAAGCCGUUUUCAAUGACCAGUAUCAGGAAUACAAGGACCUUCACAGAGAAAUAAGCACCACCCUGAAGAAGUUCAUAGAGCUGGAUGCCAUGAUGGCACGACUCCUCAGAGAGGGAAAAAGCCCAGAGGACCAGCAGAGGAUUCAAAGCCUUUUGAAGAAGUAUAAACAGAAAAAGAGUGACCCUGGCUUCCUCGAGAAAAGGGAACGCUGUGACUAUUUGAAAGCUAAAUUAAGCCACAUCAAAAACAGAAUCCACACUUUUGACCAGGACGCCGUGGAAAACGUUUGGACGUGAAGAAGAACAGACAGAAAUAUCAGCAGCACAAAAAAUUAACCUUUUUGUUAUUGAUUCUUUGUUUCUUUUUGGGGAUUUGUUGCUUCUGUACAUUGAUUGCAUUUUGAGCAUAUUAUAAUUUGAACGUAAAUUCUGUUUUUCACUCAGGAUUAAUUAAAUACAUUAUUAGACAUGUUUGUAUAGCAUCAACAUGAAACAUGUUUUUUGUUACACUAUUCUUACGAUGCUAACAGUAUAAGGGCUACACGAUACAUUCCUUUUGUACGGCGUUCACGUCAUGUUUCCUUUUCCUGUUGUUGAGUGUAAAUGAAAGUUCUACCAGUGAUCGCAGUUUCUUUGAUUUACGUGUAUUGUAUGCUGUUUCUUAUUUGCACUGCCAUUUUUAUUUUUCUUCUACAACUUAGUUUUGAGCUGGUGUUGGCAGUUGGUUUAACUCUGGGCUAAAUUGUUACAUCCAAGUGUUAAAGGGGUGCUUGAUAAUCCAUGAUUUUUGUUUUUCUUCUGCUUCACAAUUCCUUCAAUAGGCUUCAGAGGAGUUUAGUGAGUGUUGAAACAUGAAUCUUGGCACUAGUAUUUUGGAGUUGUUACCCUAUCAAGCUCAGUAAACAGACACUUGAAAUGAUUGUUAUUCAAGCAUUGAAUUGUUAGCCUGGUACAUUGCUUAAUAUAGAACACCAGAAAGACAUUUAGAUAAUAGAAAAAAAUCCCAAAAGACAGAGGACCGCCACAAUCUCUUUUGAUAGGCUGUACAAUUUAAACAGCAGUGAGCCUCCAUAGUGUUAGGAGACGGACAGGGUUAGGGUUAGGUUAAUCUAAUCCACACAGUAUUCAGGGAUGGGAGAAAAACGUGCUCUGGUUCAUUGGCGUUUCUUUAAACCAAUCACAAUCGUCUUUGGUGGUGCUUAGCGCCGGACGGAGCCCC
Etheostoma cragini (Arkansas darter) is the source of this 2970-nucleotide messenger RNA. RefSeq names its product occludin/ELL domain containing 1 (gene marveld2l). Gene Ontology annotation, cellular component: apical plasma membrane; cytoplasmic vesicle; bicellular tight junction. NCBI's taxonomy places the organism in Eukaryota, Metazoa, Chordata, Actinopteri, Perciformes, Percidae. The transcript is spliced from 6 exons. Gene Ontology annotation, biological process: bicellular tight junction assembly. The record is from RefSeq and is a predicted model, not a curated record. Bases 372 to 2048 code for a protein of 558 amino acids.